CUGCUUCACCAAAGUCAACAAUAUGGAAUACAAAAAACACGUUACUUACUCUAUUUUCGCUAUUGCGAUGCUUUGGGCUGUUGAUUUUGUAACGGCGUCAAGAGUAAUAGCAGAUAGAAGACUAUCUACGGAGGAAAAAGGUCAUGUUGGACAUGACGCAGAUAUAUGUGCAGACAUCAUAGGAAAAGAAUGGAACAUAACCAAGGAAGGAAAGGGUCCAUGCCAAAAUUUAACUGUGUGGGUGCCUAAGAAAACAGGAUUUACUGAGUUUGUAAAAGUCAACCAAAAAUCAGAAGUUGAAGGUGGAUUCUCCAUAGCCAUAUUCUGCCAUGCGUUACAUUUGUUGCCAUACAAUGUCCAGCCUAUCUUCAGAGCAUUCGUUAAUUCCACUGGUGGAAGAAAUGGUACAUAUGAUGACCUAGUCAAACACAUUGAAGGAAAGAGUUGUGAAGCAGUAGCAGGUGAUGUAACUGUGCGUGCCAAUCGAGCUCAAUACGUUGAUUUCACAAGCGCCUACCUGAGCUCUGAAGUUUAUAUGCUUGUCCGUGCUUCACAUGAAUGGAACCAAACAUUGUGGACUUUCUUAAAACCAUUUACCCCAAGAUUAUGGAUUGCAAUAGUUGGUGUUUGUAUCUACAUUGGACUCGCUGUUGCAAUUUUGGAAUACCGUGUUAGCAACCCAAAAUUUUUAGCCCCAAUUCCUCAAAGAGUCGUAAUGGUAAUCUGGUUUCCUAUUUCGACAUUCUUCUUCCAUGAAGGGAAGAUACAUAACAAGAGCACUAAAGUCGUGCUUGUUAUGUGGCUAAGUAUGAUUUUCAUUAUAGUCCAGAUCUUCACAGCAACUUUGUCUGCAUGGUUGACACUUGAUCAAAUGCGUCCCAAGUUGCCUUCAAGUUAUGAAAAUGUAGGAUACCAGGAUGGUUCUUUCCUAAAAGAUUUUAUAACUCAAAAAUACAAUUGUUCAGACACGAAACUGGUGCCUCUCAAAACAAUUGAAGAAUAUGAAAGAGCUUUAUCCACUCAUAGAGUAAAUGCUAUUUUUCAUGAGCUCCCCUACAUUGAACUUUUUUUAGCUAAAUAUGGCUCUGAUUACAUGAAGUUCGGACCGAUAAAUCAAGAGUCUGGAAUUGCAUUUGCACUGCCUCGUGGAUCUCCUCUAUUACAAGAUUUUUCAAUGGCUGUCAUAAAUGUAACUGAAAGCGAUACUAUGAUGAAAAUGAAGGAAAAAUAUCUUGGAUUUCGUAUACCUGAUGGAUCACAACCUACUGAAGCCCUUCCACAAAGUCUUGACAUUCAAAGUUUUUUCGCAUUGUUCAUGUUAAUUGGAACUUUGACUAUAGUUGCUAUUAUCUACUCAGAAAUUUCACAUAGGGGUGUAAACAACAAAAUCCUACCCGUAUCAACCGAGAAAUAAAACUGUAUUGUCUUUUAUCGUUGAUAUGUUUCGAUAAACGCUAGUAUAGGCAUGUAUAUUUAUUUAGUGUUUUGUUAUACACUUCUCUAUAUUGAAUGUAAGUGGUUGUUUAUGUUGUC
Helianthus annuus (common sunflower) is the source of this 1533-nucleotide messenger RNA. Its product is annotated as glutamate receptor 2.8. Gene Ontology annotation, molecular function: ligand-gated monoatomic ion channel activity; signaling receptor activity. The transcript has 5 exons. Gene Ontology annotation, cellular component: plasma membrane. NCBI's taxonomy places the organism in Eukaryota, Viridiplantae, Streptophyta, Magnoliopsida, Asterales, Asteraceae. The record is from RefSeq and is a predicted model, not a curated record. Bases 23 to 1414 code for a protein of 463 amino acids.